Molecule: messenger RNA, 1689 nt
Organism: Phaethon lepturus (White-tailed tropicbird)
Lineage: Eukaryota; Metazoa; Chordata; Aves; Phaethontiformes; Phaethontidae
Gene: TRMT2A
Product: tRNA methyltransferase 2 homolog A (S. cerevisiae)
Biological process (GO): RNA processing
Molecular function (GO): RNA binding; RNA methyltransferase activity
Source: RefSeq, a predicted model, not a curated record
UAUAAAGUAGAAAUACAAAACCUUCCCAAAUACAUCGGGUUUAAUGAUGUGAAAAAGUUCCUUGCCAAAUAUGGACUCAGUCCUCAUAAGAUUAAACUUUUUGGGAAGCAGACGUUCGCGUUCGUGACGUUUAAGAGCGAGGAGGAGAGGGACAAGGCCGUGAAAGUCCUCCAUGGGGUUUUGUGGAAGAGCCGGCACCUGAGCGUUAGGCUUGCCAAGCCGAAAGCUGACCCGAUUGCAAAAAAAAGGAAGAAAGAAGAGGAGACGGAGCAGGGAGAGGUGAAGCGGCUGGCUCGCUCCAAACCCAGCGGACAGGGGCCUCUCAGCACGCAAAUCGCAGAUGUGGGGACACCCCUAUGUGAACAAGUGCUGCAGCGGCUGACAAAGGAAAUAGGAAAUAACAACAGAGCUUUAUUACCUUGGUUGUUCCUGCAGAAGCAGAAGUACAACAAAUUGUGUUGCCCAGUAGAGGGAGUGAAAGCAUCACCAUUACAGACUGAAUAUCGCAACAAAUGUGAGUUCUUGAUUGGGAUUGGUGUAAAUCAAGAAGACAAAACUGUGGGUUGUCGUCUUGGCAAAUAUAAGGGUGGUACAUGUGCUGUAGUGGAGCCAUUUGAUACUAUUCACAUCAAAAAAGUAGUAAAAGCUUUCCAAGACUACAUAAGGUCAACUCCUUACUCAGUUUACAGCCCAGAAACUUAUGAAGGUCACUGGAAACAACUCACAGUCCGUACCAGCAGGAAAUAUUUUAAUCCUCAGAAAUUAAGUAAAGAAGAGCUAGCUGACCUGAAAAUCUCUCUGGCAAAAUACUUCACAGAAGGGAUGGGAAAGGACAGUGGCGUUACUUCUCUGUACUUUGUGGAGGAAGGACAAAGGAAAUCUCCCAAUCUGGAAGACUUGCCUGUGGAGCAUGUGGCUGGUGAUAAGUACAUAUAUGAAGAACUUCUUGGCCUCAGAUUUAGAAUUUCUCCUCAUGCAUUUUUUCAAGUAAACACACAAGCUGCAGAAGUUUUGUAUAUGGCCAUUAGGGAGUGGGCGCAACUGAGCCAGGAGAGCACUGUACUUGACGUCUGCUGUGGUACAGGAACUAUUGGGAUUUCUUUGGCAAAGAAAGUAAAGAAAGUGAUUGGAAUUGAACUCUGCCAAGAAGCUGUGCAGGAUGCCAAAGUGAACGCCCAGAUUAAUGAACUGAGUAAUAUUGAAUUUCAUUGUGGAAAGGCUGAAGAUAUUGUUCCUUCCCUAAUUAACGUGUUAGCUCCUCAGAACCUGAUUACUAUUGUAGAUCCGCCACGAGCAGGGCUGCAUUCCAAGGUUAUUCUUGCCAUUAGAAGAGCUGAACAUCUGAAGAAGCUUAUCUAUGUAUCCUGCAAUCCCAGAGCCGCAAUGAGUAACUUUGUGGACCUCUGCCGUGCUCCUUCCAAUAGAGUCAAAGGAGCCUCCUUCCGUCCUAUUAAAGCGAUGGCUGUGGAUCUCUUCCCUCAGACCAGGCAUUGCGAGUUACUGAUAUUCUUUGAAAGGCUGGAGUAUGCCAACGGGAGCUCGGCUGAAGCAAUGCCCAAUGCUACUGAAGUCACAACAGCAGGACAUGACUCAGAAUGCUUGGAUGGCACCAAGGCAUCUAACACUGAUGCAAACCAGGCAACUUCUGUACAUAUAGAUACUGCAUUUGAAGAGACGGAAUCAACGUGA